CUCAGCACUGCAUGAUCCACCCUGCUGUUGGAGAUCAGUGGAAGAUUAAGAUUCCCAUCCUGUUCAUGACCAUUGAAGAACUACAUGAAAGAGGAACCAAUGGAUUCCCUGGCCUCUCCUGUUUGCCUCAGGGCCAUGCUUGCCAUUAAGCAUCUGAGCAAGGUGAAACCCUCACUGAAUCUUGAUGAAAACAUAAACAACCUUGAUGACUGCCUCAAGUGUCUGCUGUCUCUUCCAGCUGUGCUGCAGCUGGGGAAGGAGGAUGAGAUGUCUCAGGACUCUUUCCAAAUACAGUCCAUGACCAUGGAUUCAGCAGAGGAGGAGCUGAGAGGUCUCCAUAAGGAGCCCAAAGCCUCCAGCCCUGAGGCUGUGCUUAUAGGAUCCUCCCACAUGGUGAAGGUCAUUGGAAAAUACUUUCCAUCCAGCCAGGCCCUUUGA
Molecule: messenger RNA, 438 nt
Organism: Alligator sinensis (Chinese alligator)
Lineage: Eukaryota; Metazoa; Chordata; Crocodylia; Alligatoridae
Product: maestro heat-like repeat-containing protein family member 2B
Exons: 5
Coding region: 85-438 (117 amino acids)
Source: RefSeq, a predicted model, not a curated record